This is a messenger RNA of Calliphora vicina (urban bluebottle blowfly), 466 nucleotides long. RefSeq names its product large ribosomal subunit protein mL63. Gene Ontology annotation, cellular component: mitochondrial ribosome. Gene Ontology annotation, molecular function: structural constituent of ribosome. The record is from RefSeq and is a predicted model, not a curated record. Lineage: Eukaryota; Metazoa; Arthropoda; Insecta; Diptera; Calliphoridae. Gene Ontology annotation, biological process: mitochondrial translation. Bases 84 to 404 code for a protein of 106 amino acids. The transcript is spliced from 2 exons.
UUUGGCAAGAUUCACGCAAUUUUUACGAUUCUAUCAAUUUGUUUACAUAAAUCUUAGAAUUUUUCAAUAAAAAUUAAGAAAAAAUGCGUUUAACGCUAAUAAAUCUUUUCAAAGACACUGUCCCCGGUCAUAUAUUCCGUGGCAAGAGACGUUUAGUGAAGCCAGUAAGUCUCAAAGCCAUGGAAACACUUCAACGUGAAUACGAACGUCAAGAGAAAACAAUGUUACUUUUGAGACAUCCAUAUUUGAGUGUUGAAGAAUCAGCUGGCCAUGUCAAGGAUUUAAAGAAAUCUGAGGCAAAAAUUAACAUGUGGAAUGAUGCCAAAACUAUGAAAAAGUUCAAACCACAUGUAACUCUAGAGGAUCGCUUAAAUCAUUUGAAAGUUAAAGCAGCUUGGGAUUAAAUGUUAUAUUAAAGUACUUAUUAGUUGUUUUAUUAAUUUAAAAUAAAAUUUUUAAAAAUGUA